AACUUUCCACCGCGAUUUGGGACAACCACUUGUUUACUGUGUUCAUUCUACGAACCCCAUCAGGAAUAUUGCACUUGAUAGCAUGAUUGAUUGCCAGUACAGUCAAUAGUCUUUGCAUAAUGGCGGAGGUCUCAAACGGCGCGAGAGCCAUUCAAACGACCGCGCAUAUCCCGAUCGCGCAACUGACGCCUCUUCUUGCCGCGCCCGCAUCAAGAUCUAUUAAAGCCGUUGUCACUUUAACGUGGCCGUACAGCUCCAAGACGGGUUCAGUGGCCUUCCUUCUAUCAGAGCCCGACUUUCGAUUGCGACGGACCAGAGGCCAGGUGCGAGCUCAGUUUUCGGGAUCGAGCGCGAAGGAGGUCGCAAAGUCAGGAAUUGCAAGCGGUGAUGGGAUCAUCUUAUCAUUGGACGGGGUAGAAUGGGUACAUGAUGCUACAGUGGCUACGCCAGGCAGAGGGGUGGAAUUCGAGCUGAAGUUCACGGAAAGACUGCUCCUCCAGUUUCAGCAAGAAGAGUCACAGGAGGCAAAGACAAUCGACAUUGAUCAUCCAGCAACUGAGCCAGAGGUUGGGGCUCCUCCCAGAAUCCCAACCCCAGAACUUGCGAUUUCACCUUCAGCAGCCAGCACGGAAACUUCGUCCGGCCCACCAGAUUCUGCGACGAAAAUUAAAGACCUAUACGAUUCUCCUGCAUUUAUCAAACGUGCGAGGACCUCCUAUGGAUCCCUUUUUGACUCGGAUUUUGAUCCAUUUGCGGAGGAGGACGGCACAAUUCCUGGCAAGGGCCGAAAGCGAACAAGAUUAAGCUCUACAUGGAGAUACAGCAGUCGUUCACCAACUCCGGAGGCGGAAGAGGAGGUAGUUGAACCUGUUGUUACGCCUCCUGAACUUGUGGGCAAAUCAUUACCUGCUAUGAUAGAUGAGGGCUGCCAGACUAUUGGUUUGGAAGAUGGUGGUGCGGCAGAAGCGCUGGCCAGUUUUGCAAGACAGUCGAUCAAUGUUGGACGAGAUUCUUACCCAUUUCUUAAUGGAACAGCAGCAUCGAAUGCCGUACCGCGACCAGAGGCUAGCUUUGAGAAUGCCUUGCCGACGGGACAACCACCUACCUUCCAGGUUCAGCACAUUGAUGAUUUGGAGCGAUUAAACACUAACCAAAUUGCUCCCCAAUCCCCCCAUCUCCAACCAGUAUCUUCAGAGUUUUUGCCUCAAGUCUCCCCUCUGCUGUCACGGAAUACCCUCUUCACUGUAAACAUUCAGUCAACAGCAGGUGUUGAGAACACCCAAAGUUUGCCCUUACAAUCUCAAGUAGCGCAGAUCAAUUCUCAAACGGCAGUCACAGAUGCAGAAGCCCUCUAUAGAGCCAGUCCUACUGGAAGACGGGGAGAGCAAGUUGAGGUCGACGUGCCAGCCUUCCAUGGCCCCCUCGCGGACAUUAGUGUCGUCGAGCCGCCUGUUUUCGAAAAUCACUACAAUGCUGAAGAUCAGUAUGGCCAUUGGCAGAGUUCCACCCACUUGAGCCACCAUGCCUCUCCCUAUCGGGCCACAGAAGCAGCCAGUGAGGACGCGCAAGAAGACCGGUUCUAUGUCGAAGAAGGAGGUGAAGAAGUUGAGCAGUAUAGCCACAAUGGCUUCCCAGCUUCGCAUGCCGAGAUGCUCCAUUCUCACCAGUACCCAGAAAUUGAUGACGGGCUUCCCGAUCAGCAUCUUUCGGGAUGGGGACCUAGAGCUCCUGAUGUUCCUUAUCCAGAUCUGCAAGACCACGGACUAGAAGACAAUACUGCUAUGCACCCUCCUCAGCCUCGAUCCACUGCAAUGUCGCGAUCUCAGAGUGGACAAUCCCAGGUUGUGGACCUCACAGAGAGUAGCGACGAGGAAGGAGAGGGCCCAGUAGAGGGUGCACUUGAAGAAGAUGAUUCGCAGUUGGAGGACGAAGAGGAAGAGAUUCUGAGGGAUGAAGAUGGUUCGUUGGAUGAGCAAGAGGAACAAGUGGCGGAUGUGGUGCGAAGUCGACAUUUUCCACAGCGAGAUGCUCUCGAGCAUGAAGAAGAUUUCGAGGUUGAAGGAAGCGAGAGAGAAGAGCAAUACUACGAUGAUGGGUUGGAGGAUGAAGGUGCUGAUACGAUCGACCAACGAUUCAAUGUACCACCGGGGCAAGAAUUCUAUGAUGAAGAGGAAGAAGAGUAUGAGUCUGAAGAUGAAGACAUGGAGGUGCCCCCCCACCACAAGUGAGGCCAACAAGUUCGGCGACCCCACGCUAUCCCCAGGCUCCUUCACACGAAAGCGAGUCAACCGAAGUCGAGGAAGAUUCAGACGACGAGGAGU
This is a messenger RNA of Hyaloscypha bicolor E, 2321 nucleotides long. RefSeq lists its product as uncharacterized. Lineage: Eukaryota; Fungi; Ascomycota; Leotiomycetes; Helotiales; Hyaloscyphaceae. The coding region runs from base 120 to 2228 and encodes 702 amino acids. The transcript is spliced from 3 exons. The record is from RefSeq and is a predicted model, not a curated record.